Phodopus roborovskii (desert hamster) is the source of this 763-nucleotide messenger RNA. It is a transcript of the gene Saysd1, whose product is annotated as SAYSVFN motif domain containing 1. The record is from RefSeq and is a predicted model, not a curated record. Lineage: Eukaryota; Metazoa; Chordata; Mammalia; Rodentia; Cricetidae. The transcript is spliced from 2 exons. Bases 1 to 537 code for a protein of 178 amino acids.
AUGGAACAGAGGUUAGCAGAGUUUCGGGAGGCCCGCAAACGGGCUGGGCUGGUGGCUCAGCCUUUCUCAGUGAGCCAGGGCGAGCAGACCUCAGCAGCGAAAGUGGUCCAAGAAGCGGCGACCCUAAAGACAGCCCAGGCUUGGCUGAGACGCUUCCUGAAGUGGAAAGCAAGUCCUGCUAUUACGCGGGGCCAUCCCAACCAGGCUCAGGAAGCAGCCCAUCAGCCCCCACAGAGUGCAGUGGUCCGUCUGCAUUCAUCCCAACGUCAGUCUCUCCUGUCCAACAUCACCUUCUUGAAGGUUCUCCUCUGGCUGGUCCUGCUGGGUCUGUUUGUGGAACUGGAAUUUGGCCUGCCUUAUUUUGUCCUGUCUAUGUUCUAUUGGAUGUAUGUGGGGACUCGGGGUCCUGAGGAGAAGAAAGAGGGGGAGAAGAGUGCUUACUCUGUCUUCAACCCAGGUUGUGAAGCUAUCCAGGGUACCCUGACUGCAGAGCAGCUAGAGCAUGAGUUACAGCUCAGGCCUCCACAGUGGAGGUAGAACCCACCUCAGCUGAUCCUUCUAGCCUUGAGCAUGGACUCUAGAAGAUAAACAACAGUUUACAGGGUGGCCAUGUGACUGCCAUGGUCUCUGUGUUCUCCCUCAUCUGCUGCAGGUUCGUUUUGGACUCCUCUUUGGUUUAGGUGAAGUUUUCUAAAAGACAUGCACUGUUGGGACUGCCUGGAGUCCUGGCCUAUGUUUCUCUCCCUCACUGAGCUUCUGAUAA